GGCUCCGGCUCUGGGAGGUUUGUUGUUGAGGAUCUGUUGAUGCUGGAGGGGCGUUGCUUUCUGCUUUAAGAAUGACAGCAAUCAAGCAUGCUUUACAGAGAGAUAUUUUCACUCCACAUGAUGAACGAUUGCUCAGCAUAGUCAAUGUCUGCAAGGCAGGCAAAAAGAAGAAAAACUGCUUUUUGUGUGCUACAGUAACAACCGAGCGACCAGUCCAGGUAAAUGUUGUAAAGGUGAAGAAAUCUGAUAAGGGGGAUUUCUACAAACGGCAAACUGAAUGGGCAUUGCGAGAUUUGGCUGUCGUUGAUGCCAAAGAUGCUAACAAGGAGAAUCCAGAGUUUGAUUUGCACUUCGAAAAAAUUUACAAGUGGGUUGCCAGCAGCACAGCAGAGAAAAAUGCUUUUAUUUCCUGUAUUUGGAAGCUUAAUCAGCGAUACCUGAGAAAGAAACUUGAGUUUGUCAAUGUUAGCUCUCAAUUAUUGGAAGAGUCUGUUCCAAGCGGUGAAAAUCAGAGUGUGGCUGGUGGAGAUGAGGAAUCUUUGGAUGAUUACCAGGAGCUGAAUACAAGAGAAGAACAGGAUAUUGAGAUAAUGAUGGAUGGUUGUGAAUAUGCCAUCUCGAAUGCUGAAGCAUUUGCAGAAAAACUAUCUAGAGAAUUGCAGGUGCUGGAUGGGGCCAAUAUCCAAUCGAUAAUGGCUUCAGAAAAGCAGGUGAACAUUCUGAUGCAGCUGCUGGAUGAAGCACUUAAUGAAGUAGAUGAAAUUGAGCAUAAGCUGAGCAGUUAUGAAGAAAUGCUGCAGAGUGUAAAGGAGCAGAUGGAUCACAUCUCUCAAAGCAAUGACCUCAUUCAGCUCAGUAACACUAACAAUAUGAAGCUUCUGGAAGAAAUAGAAUUUCUGGUGAACUAUUUAGAUCUAUCCAAAGGCCAUAUUAAAGCCCUUACAGAUGGGGAUCUUUCUUCUUCUAAAGGAAUUGAAGCAUGCACCAAUGCCGCAGAGGCCCUUUUGCAAUGUAUGAAUGUAGCCCUUCGACCAGGACAUGAUGAACUUCAAGCAGUGAAGCAGCAGCAGCAGCAGUUCAAAAAUCUUCGGGAACAAUUUGCCAGGAGACUUGCCAACCAUCUUAAUAAUGUUUUUGUCCAGCAGGGCCACGAUCAAAGCUCCACAUUGGCUCAGCACUCAGUUGAGCUGUUUCUCCCUAAACAUCUUCCUUUUCAUCGAGAUCUACUUAGAUAUGCAAAGCUCAUGGAAUGGUUAAAGAAUACUGAUCAUGAGAAAUAUGAAGGAUUGAAUAAGAACUAUGUCGAUUAUAUAUCCAGGUUAUAUGAAAGAGAAAUCAAGGAAUUCUUUGAGGUUGCAAAGAUCAAGAUGACUGGCACAUCAAAGGAAGGAAAAAAGUUUGCCACACUUCCUCGAAAAGAGAGUGCUGUCAAACAAGACCUAGAGAGUCUCCACGGAAGUUCUGGGAAACUCACUGGAUCCACCUCCAGCCUAAACAAACUGUCUGUUCAAGGAUCAGGGAAUCGUCGCUCUCAGUCAUCUUCACUGCUCGACAUGGGGAAUAUGUCUGCAUCAGACCUUGAUGUGGCUGAUCGAACAAAGUUUGAUAAGAUUUUUGAGCAGGUCCUAAGUGAGCUAGAGCCCCUGUGUUUGGCUGAACAAGACUUCAUUAGCAAAUUCUUCAAGUUACAACAGAGCCCAGCAUUACCAGGAUCUGUCGUGGCAGACUCCACUGAUGUGGAUGGGCUACUUCUCUCUCGACAACAUACUCUUUUGGGAGACAGACAUUCAUUACCAUCUGAAAAAGAGGAGGCAGGUAUCAUUCGAUCAAUGAUGAUAAAGGUUUUCCGCUGUAUUGAACCAGAGCUAAACAACCUCAUUUCACUUGGGGACAAGAUUGACAGCUUCAACUCAUUGUAUAUGUUGGUGAAGAUGAGUCAUCACGUUUGGACAGCAGAGAAUGUGGAUCCUGCCUCCUUUCUCAGUACCACAUUAGGAAAUGUACUUGUAACAGUCAAGAGAAAUUUUGACAAAUGCAUUUUGAAUCAAAUUAAACAGAUGGAAGAAGUUAAGAUAUCAAAGAAGAGUAAAGUUGGAAUCCUACCAUUUGUUAGUGGGUUUGAAGAAUUUGCAGAACUAGCAGAGUCCAUCUUCAAAAAUGCUGAACGUAGGGGGGACCUCGACAAGGCUUACACCAAACUAAUUCGGGCUGUUUACAACAAUGUGGAAAAAGUUGCUAAUGAAAGUCAGAAGACACCAAGAGAUGUUGUGAUGAUGGAAAACUUUCACCACAUUUUUUCAACGCUCUCUCGUCUGAAAAUUGCAUGCCUUGAAAUGGAAAGGAGAGAAGCCAAACAGAAAUAUACAGAGCAUUUGCAAUUUUAUGUGAUAUACUCCCUGGGACAACCUCUUGAGAAACUUAAUCAUUUCUUUGAGGGAAUUGAAGCUCGUGUGGCACAGGGCAUCAGGGAAGAGGAAGUGAGCUAUCAGCUAGCAUUCAACAAGCAAGAGCUACGAAAAGUCAUUAAAGAAUAUCCUGGAAAGGAAGUGAAAAAAGGACUGGACAACCUGUACAAAAAAGUGGACAAGCAUCUCUGUGAGGAAGAAAACUUGCUGCAGGUUAUGUGGCAUUCCAUGCAGGAUGAGUUCAUUCGUCAGUACAAGCACUUUGAGGGUCUGAUAGCUCGUUGUUAUCCUGGCUCUGGAAUUACUAUGGAAUUCACCAUCCAGGACAUUCUAGAGUAUUUCUCAAGUAUUGCACAGUCGCAUUAAUAACUAAUAUUGUCUGAAAAGUAACGAGGUGUCAAGCACCAUUUUCACAUUCUUUGCUGAAGCCUGUAAUAGCUCUUCAUGGAAAUAAUUGACAUCUAAUGCUGGCAUAAUAUUAUUUGUAUAUUUAAAAAAUAGAUACUUAGGCCAAAGCUGAAAAGCUCUUUUUUCUGACACUGUCUGUUAACUAAUUUACAUGCACAUCUAACAAUAUGUUCAAUUAGGGUUGCAAAUACACAAUUCCAUGAUAUAUUACUUCAUGUGAUGAAAAGUUUCAGUUUUGGAAAGUUUUAAUGUGUAACACCUGGAAUUUUGUAUUUCUAGCUAUAUGGAUUGAUAAUUUAUUUUAAAAAUACCACCCUUGACUCUAUCUUAAAAUGAGCAUCUUGUGUUAGAAAUCACAAUUUCUGAGUAAUGGGAGAUUUGAGACUGUUAAUUGUUUUCUAGUAGAGCUUUGUGAAAAGCUUCACAAAUUUUGAAAAAUUACUAAGCCUUACUUGAAGUAUUGCCAAAUGAAGUUGUAUUUUAAGAAAGCUGGUUCUUCUAUCAAUGCAUCUCAUAACAAUUUCUUUCAGGAAAAUGGUUACUAUAUUCCAGAAUAAUACAAAAAUCUCUGCUGAUCUAGUUAAAAUUCAGAAUAUAUGCUAAUAUGCUGAAAAUUGCUUAAUUCAGCCUAUCACAAUUGCACUUGUGUUAUUUACACUGGAUUACACUUGUGCAAGUGCCAUGGAAUAAUUACAAUUAUUGGAUCAUUUGUGUUUUUAUUAUGGUAAAACCACUUUGAAAUAUCAAUACUUUGGAUCAUAACCAAGAUUGUUAAAGUUAUUUUUCAUACAUCUUGGUCAUUGAAUCAGUCAAGAACUGCAACACCCACAACUUUCACUGAUUUUUAAAAAAAUACUUUAUAAAUAAUAAUUUCAUUGGUUGCAAUCAUUCAGACUAAUGGGCUUCAAUAACAAUUUUAGUUGGGAGAUUGUGACCUUUCCUCUCAUUCAGUCACAGUCUCUUCAUUAAUUAUUUGAGGCAAUUAGAUUUUUAAUAUCUUCCAUUGAAAUUAUACAAACUGCAUUACUUCCAUUCCUGAAUCAACUUUAAUAUCAGGCAGUACUUUAGUAUCCAUUGACCUGAUUCAGAAGGUUAUAAGGGAUUUUUAAAAAAAUACAAACCUGAUGGACCAAUUCAUUCUGUUCUUUUUGAUAUUUCUGUGAACCCAGUAAUGACUAUAAUAAUGCCAUGAGGAGCACUGAUCAGGCAUUUCCAUAAAAUGGCCAUUUUGUGAACCAAACUGAACCAGAACUUUAAAGUGCUUCUCUUUGGUUUUUUCACUUUUUUUUAAGUCACUGAAAAAUCAACCCAAAUUACACAAAAUAAUUCAACCUAAUAUCCAGCAUAUAUUGUAAAACAAGUGUUAACAUGCCAAUUUACUCUCUAUUCUAGUGCCUGAGGAAACAAAAACAGAAUUAAUGUACACCAGUUCAGUGUAAAUUGAGCAUUUAGAACAUAACGGCAAACAGAAGCAAACUUUAAUGAAGUACUCGAGAGUGAGAGAGAUGUCAUUAGUGAAUUGUUUAAUUAGAAAUACAUAAACAUAUUUUUAACUACUUAUUGAACCUUCAGUAAAUAUAAUUCAACUAGUAAAUUUAGGAUACAGAAUGAAAAUAGAAUGGCAGAGAAUUAAGGCUCUUCAGAAAACUUUUAAUUUUGUUUAUCUGGCUCCCAGCAAUUUAAGUUGACUGUGAUAUUUAGUUUCCAAUUCAAUGCAAACUUCUCUAGAAAAUCAAUUAUUUAACACUAGCAACACAGCAUGGAUGUUCUUGCACAUAAAUGUACAAGUUGCCGAACUUGAGUUUUGAUAUUCCCAAAAUAGAAAAAUAACGAAAACUCAUCUUGGCUGGUAUUUAUCUCGUGUUUGGGCUAUUUCAUUAUGAUGUAACAUAUGCAUUAAUUAUUUAGAAACACUAAUCAUGACUGUUCAAAAAAGUUCUGAUGCAUUAUUGUGAAAGAGUGAAUUAGGUUUUGAAACGCGUACAAGCAAACUACAGUAAUAUAUAACUGUUAAAACUGCACUGAAAAUGGAGUUCUUUGGUCAUAACAAAUAAGUGAUAAUUCUUGCAUCAGAAAUGAAUCAGGUUUUCAGUCUUUAUAAUAAAAUGCGGAGCUCCCUUCUUAGUGCAGAAAUUAUGACAAACUUGUUGAAUUUUCUUUAAAUAUCAUAUUCUUUGCUGGGGGGAGGGGGUGCUAACACAUGAAAGGAAGAUAUUUCAGUACAGGAUGUGAAUGAAUCCUGAUGAUCUAUAAUUAUUACUGAUGCAUUAACUUAAAUAACUUGAUAUGCAUUUUGUAUGCAGGUAACAUCUUUUGUUUUACAGGCAUUUGAAUGAUAUUUCAUGGUUAUUAACUGUUAGUAAAAAGGUUCAUAUAUUUAAUGGGAUUCCAACCUAUAUACUAAUGUAAUAGCACCAUAUACUUCUCAAAAUUUCCAUGUCAUUUGCAUUCUGUCAAUAAAAGAUGUGUCAGGCUAUUUAUAUUCACCUAAGAUGUCUACAGUGCUGUCACUGCAAGUACCUACUGAUAAAGCUGAUAAUUCUAAAGGUAUUAAACACCUUUUAAAUUUUGUAUUACUAUUAAUUUUGGAAAAUUACUGUCAAUCAAAAUCCUUGUUUGAGCUAGGGAUCAAUAUAAUAACCUACAUGACCAACCCACUUGGAUCCUGUUUCAAUGCCAAUAAAUACGAUCUAUUAUUUAUUUUGUAAACAAUAACAUUCUGAUGGUCUCAUUGUAUUGUUGCAUUUAAAACACUACCAAUAAAGUAAAUUACAUACUUG
Hemiscyllium ocellatum (epaulette shark) is the source of this 5593-nucleotide messenger RNA. It is a transcript of the gene exoc1, whose product is annotated as exocyst complex component 1. The record is from RefSeq and is a predicted model, not a curated record. Bases 72 to 2771 code for a protein of 899 amino acids. NCBI's taxonomy places the organism in Eukaryota, Metazoa, Chordata, Chondrichthyes, Orectolobiformes, Hemiscylliidae. Gene Ontology annotation, biological process: Golgi to plasma membrane transport; exocytosis. Gene Ontology annotation, molecular function: phosphatidylinositol-4,5-bisphosphate binding. The transcript has 19 exons. Gene Ontology annotation, cellular component: exocyst; plasma membrane.